Molecule: messenger RNA, 2579 nt
Organism: Larimichthys crocea (large yellow croaker)
Lineage: Eukaryota; Metazoa; Chordata; Actinopteri; Sciaenidae
Exons: 18
Coding region: 97-2286 (729 amino acids)
Source: RefSeq, a predicted model, not a curated record
GUUAAUUGGCUUUUUAAUUAACAGGUGAGUCGGCCAAAAUGGCGACUUUUCCCGAAGGUAAACACGACUGACAGCUUUCAAAUCCACACCGAAAAAAUGAAGAUAUGUUUCUGCGUGUGGUGUGGUGUGUUGCUGUCGCUCCUCGCCUCACCUCUCUGUGAUCCAGCGCCGACAGAAAUGUUUCGGACUAAAUGUCUUGAGCGUCACUUUUGGCUUUCUGUCAAGUCCAGCUUCCUCGGCCAGAUGAUCCGCUUUGACUUUGAAGACCAGUAUGGACUCCACCGCCUGUCUAACCAGGAGGCCGCUCUCUGUGGUUACACCAUCCUAAUCGAUGAUGUCGGAGACCUUGUUUUUCGUGCCUCAUUCCUGGCCUGUCACGUCUACAGUGAGAGAAGCACUGAGUAUCACCUGCGACUUUGGUUUGUGAGCCUGCAGGAGGACGAGAAGACGGCGGCGUAUCCUUUCCAACUCCACUGUUCGCUGCAGGGGCGGUGGAGCGCCAGAGAGAUUGUCUGUGAGGAAAACUACAUGGAGGUGUCCGUCCGGCAGCCUGUCCUGCCCGUUACAUCCACACAUGAGAGGAAGGGAGCCGAUGAGUCCGACAUGGCUGUGAUGUUCCACACGGUGGACCGGCCACCAGAGGAAGCGAGGGUCUUGUCCCUGAUCGAGGCUGCUGCUCUGGGCUACCACAUCUCACUGCGUGGCUCACACCUCACCCUGCGCUGUCCUUACUCCUCCCCUCUCUCAUACUUCAUCAAGGAGAAAGGAGUGGAUUUAGAGAUCGUCAGAGCAACCAUCCUGUACCGACUCCAGAGCAACUCCCUGGCUGUUGACACCACCGUCGCCUGCGCUCUCAAUGAGGCGACAGCAGAUGGGUCUGACCUGCUGUGGACAGUCCCUUUCGUUAUGUCUCCGUUAGUCCACGGUCAGUUCAAGGACAGAGGCACGAGGAUGGGAGUGAACGGCCGGGCUCUGAGUGAAUCUGAAAAUAAAGAGAGAGGAUUCAAGAUCAGUUUGCAGGAAGAGAGAGUAGAGGUCAGGAUCCCUUUGGGAGCCGAUGGUGGACACAUUAAGAGUGGUGUUGUGAAGGGACAGUACAGCCAGUCCAUGUCAGUGGAUCUGUUCCUCAUGAGACAGUGGGCGGACGAGCGCUGGCCUCUCACACAGCUUCGCUCCUUCAGGCUCCUUAAAACUCCUCCAAUCCCACAACUCCCAGUCUUCACCAACAACACAGUCCCAUCUGAGGGAUUGUUUUCCGUCACUUUAGGCCUCUUUACGUCUGAUGUUUCCCUCCAGAAGGUGACAGUCGAUGGCGGUGGUGACCUUUUAAUUUGGACCCAAACACAGAGCGACGCAGACCUCAGUGUGUCCAGGCUUUCCCACUCCAACGGGAGUCACUCCUACCAGCUUAGUUUACCGUCAUCACACCCAAAAAUAAUCCCAGAGAACACAGGCGGUGGCUAUAAGACGUACAGCCUCUCUUUCACCUUUAUUCUAAACAUCGUACCCAGUGGAAAGGUGUUUUAUCAUAAGGCCACUGUCGAGCAGAGAGUUGAAUACGCAGCUCCGAGUUCCCCAAAGCUGGAGGGGAAGUGCACCGACGGCAGCCUGCUGGUGCUGCUGCACCACGGGGCCCAGGCCGAGAGCCACUGGGAUCUCUUCCUGGGAGCCCGCAAGCUGGACUGGGACCUGGUGGAGAUGGGAGGGUUCAUGUUAGAGGCGGAGGAGGACUACCUGACUGUGGAGAUCCCCUUUGACAGUCCUGGGCUGAACUUUGGGGAGGUGACAUUGCAGGGUCUCGUCUCUGGAGUGGAGGUGUCUGUUGUGGAUGCAGAGUCUCUGAAAGUGGAGGACAGUCUUGUCCAUAAAUGCACCUUUCCUGUUAGAGAACUAUUAGUAUGUUUGCCAGAAGGGAGGAUGGUGGCAGUGGUCGACACCACCCACACCGUCCCGCCCACUCACCCCAACCGAACCACCCUAUUGGACCCUAACUGUGUUCCCAUGGAGACGGACAGUGCUCGAGCCUUGUUCAGCUUCAGCCUGGACUCCUGUGGGACGACUGUAACCAUGGAGGGAAAUCUCCUGGUUUAUGAAAACCAGAUCAGUUACCCUCAAGAUUUUCUGCCUUUGGAUGAUCCACUCAUACACAGAGAUUCUCCAUACAGGCUGACAAUUCAAUGUCGAUACCCAGCAAACCAAAGUAGUACUCUCACCAUCCGUCACCCUUUAAACUCCUCUCUGGACCUUUUCACCCAACCAACUCAGGUCAAAGAAAACGGACGGUGAAUUUGGAGAGAUGGUGAAAUCUUCAUCUGGGCGGCGUUGCUGUAAAACAUGAACAACUUAUGUUUAGAUCAUCGUUAACACUGUGCAGAAAUACCUCAAUCUUACGUUGUAUUGAUAUAUUAUGGAGAAGUUGGUGCACUCAUUGAAAAUAAACAAAAUAACAAUUAGAAAUGUGAUAGUUGUAAUGUAAAGAUAAUAGUCAUACUAAUAAUUAUGAAAGGUAACAAUGGCAAUACUGAUGACCUAGUAACCAUUUAAAUAAAUGUUUGUCUUAUUAACUAACAUUGUUGUUG